This is a messenger RNA of Cimex lectularius (bed bug), 2080 nucleotides long. RefSeq names its product leucine-rich repeat-containing protein 45-like. The record is from RefSeq and is a predicted model, not a curated record. Lineage: Eukaryota; Metazoa; Arthropoda; Insecta; Hemiptera; Cimicidae. Gene Ontology annotation, molecular function: protein binding. The coding region runs from base 147 to 2015 and encodes 622 amino acids. The transcript is spliced from 11 exons. Gene Ontology annotation, cellular component: centrosome.
GGUCAUGUUUUUUCUAGCAGCCGGCCUUGUAGUAAACAAAAAAAAUUAAAAUAACUUUUUUUUUCUUUUUCCUUUUGCCCUUCGUAUUAUCCGCUGGAGGAAUUUUCCAAGGUCGUGGCGUUUUUGAGAGAUCUGUGUGUUACAGGAUGGCGCAGGUUGACGAAAACCACCUUUACCGAGAUUUUUGCCUCAGGAAGAACUACCCCCUAGAACCGAGCGUAAAGCAAGCGUUGAAAAACGCGAGUGUCACUGGAGAUUUUGACGUGUCUGGUCAUCCACUGGGGAUAGAGACGUGUGAGGCAAUUGCUUAUGUCCUUGCAAAGUCUGACAACCUGGUGACACUUAACUUCACUGAUUGUAUGCUUAAUCCAACAUGCCUCAACAUUAUUUUUGAGGCACUCAUUAGCAGUAAAAAUAUCAAGGAGCUUAACUUGUACGGCAACAACAUCACAACACAUGUGACUGUCAGGCUGGGAAAACUCCUAGCCCACAACUCUAGUAUUAAAACGUUAAUAUUGAAAUGGAACAACAUGGGUGUGUCACUCGAUUCUUUUAGCACGUUUUGUAGUGGACUGAAAGAGAACCAAACCCUUGAAAAUCUUGACUUGCGAAACAACCAAAUCAGUCAACAGUCUGCAAAAGAGAUUGCAGAUGCCCUUCGAGUAAACACAAGCCUUAAACACUUAGACUUACGAUGGAACUCAAUUCAGAACGAAGGUGCUGAAGAACUUUUGAAAAGUCUAGAAGAAAAUCAAACUCUAAUGACACUACAGCUUAGGGGAAAUUUUGUCCAUCGGGAAAUUUUAAUAGCAAUAGAGGAGUGUUUAAAGAACCACGUGAGUGUUCUAAAGAUGAGUACUGAUCAUGUCGUCAAGACAGAAAUUCUCAUCAACCAUAUCAAAAGUCUUGAGGAGACAAAGACCAAGCAGCUGACCAAGAUAACCGAAGCUGCCAACAAGCACAUGAAGGAAGCGGAAAAAAGGCUUUCUGAGAUUAUGGAGGAGAACCGUACAAUGCAAAAACAGAUCGGCACCCUUGAAGAGCAGGUUUUUACUUACAAGACGAAGCACAAAAAUGAAAAGCAGCGUGCUGAGGCUCUUGAGGAAGCGAUAAAGGAAAGGGAAGCUUCUAUUAAAGAGCAAAUGACCAAUUACCAGAACACAAUUGAAAAACUUCAAAAGUCCCUUCAAAUGAAAGAGCUGGAACAACUCAAACAAGUCAAUACCACACAAGAAAAAAUUUCCAAUGAAAAAGAGGUCAUAAUAAAACUAGAAAAUGAUCUCGCCAUUGAAAAGCAGACUUGUAUGAAUUUAAGGUCAGAACUGGCACAGUUGAAGAGCCAGUAUGAUACAAAAACAAAGCAUUUAGAAGAAAAUUAUGAAAUGGAUAAGAAAAUUUGGCAAAAGAAAUAUCAAGAACUAGAAGCAGCAACUGAGAGCAAGAUAGAGAAAAUCAGGACUCUAUCUUCAGAGAAGCAACAGAGUCUAGAAAAUACAAUUAUGGAGCUAACAGAAAGACAAUCAAACAAAGUUCUUUUAAUAAAUGAUAGAAUUGAGAGGAUGAAGCAGGAAAAGCGUAUGAUUGAGGAACAGCUGCAGUCGGCUCAAGGAACAGUCGUCCAGCUGCAGAGGGAGAACUCUUCUCUUAUUUCACAAGUCGCUGAACCUGCCAGAAAACUAACUUCUCUCCUCGAGGAGUUGUCAAAUGAAAAAAUGCAAAAUCAGCAGCUUAAACAUGAAAAAAUGGAAGAGAGGAAAAGCAGGGAAAUCCUUCAAAAUGAGUAUGAAACGUCUAAGAAGGAAAUAAUGUCACUUAAGAGCAUGUACAACAACCAAGAGAUGCAUUUCGAACAAGAGAUCAAGGACAUGCGGCACCGCUGCAAGCACCUUGAGGCCAAGCUUGAAGAACGAGAGAGAAAGAUUGCCAACAUCAGAAAUCUUAUAAAGAAAUCGAUACCGCCGGGUGGUGCGGCGUUCAAAAAAAAGUCCAUGGUUCGCCUCGGCAGAGUGAGAUAGAGCAAAGUCUGGACAAAAAGGCGGAUAAUACGAAAAUAAAUUUUCUGUAUUGUUUAGUUCAACAA